UAUAGUGUAAAUACGACGCAAUAAUUCUUUGCAUAGACUAUAGAGUAUAAAUCGAUUAUAUCUUUAUUUAUAAGUUGAUGAUGUGAAUUUUCUAGACUUAACGUGGUGUAUUGUUUAUUGUGGAAUAUUGGUGUAAAUCUAGAUAUAGUCGCGGAUAAAGUAAAUUUAUAAAAUCUGAUAAGGAAAUACACAUCAAUAUGAUGCAAUCGAGUAUGAGCGCACAGCAGAGCCCUGGUAACAUGCAACCUGUGGAUAGAGAAAAGAUAUAUACCUGGAUUUUAGAGCUUUGCCAUCCAGACACUCGUGAAAAUGCUCUUUUAGAACUGAGCAAAAAACGAGAGGUUGUGCCAGAUUUAGCUCCCAUGCUGUGGCAUAGUUUCGGAUCCAUGGCCGCCUUAUUGCAAGAAAUCACGAACAUUUACGUGGCAAUGAUUCCUCCAACAUUAACAGCACAUCAAAGCAAUAGAGUUUGUAAUGCACUUGCUUUGAUGCAGUGUGUUGCAUCCCAUCCCGAGACUAGAACCCCAUUUUUACAAGCGCAUGUCCCACUGUUUCUUUAUCCGUUUCUGCAUACUGUCUCUAAAACGCGACCAUUUGAAUAUUUACGUUUAACUAGUCUGGGCGUUAUUGGAGCGCUUGUUAAAACAGAUGAACAAGAAGUGAUAACAUUUCUCCUAACAACAGAAAUUAUACCUCUGUGUUUACGCAUCAUGGAAAAUGGCUCAGAACUUUCUAAAACCGUAGCUACAUUUAUAUUACAGAAGAUAUUACUUGAUGACAGUGGCUUAUCUUAUAUUUGCCAAACCUAUGACAGAUUCUCUCAUGUGGCUAUGAUUUUGGGAAAAAUGGUUUUAUCAUUAGCAAAAGAGCCAUCGGCAAGACUUCUGAAACAUGUAGUGAGGUGCUAUUUGCGUUUGUCUGAUAACCCACGAGCCAGAGAAGCCUUACGACAAUGUCUACCCGAUCAGUUAAGAGAUGCAACAUUCAGUGCCUGCUUACAAGAAGACAACUCAACUAAGCACUGGCUGGCUCAGUUGAUCAAGAAUCUUGAAGCUCAACCUCCCCCAGCAAGCCCAGCACAACCUAGCAUGUGAGAGUCGGCUGUGCCAAGUUAUGCCUUAUACAACAUGUUCCACAAGUGGUGAAACCAGUAAAAUUUCUAAUUUAACAGCUCAGAUGCAUGUAAUGUAAAAUGUAAUACUUUAUGGGGAGUUAAUUAAUUAUUCACAUACAGCCUUUUAAUACAUUUAUAUUGGUUAUGCGUUGCAUGCAUUCAUUAAUCUUUAUUUUACUUAUAAAGGAGGAUGGCGAGAAUGGACCCACAUAAUUUAAAAAUUAAGGAAGUAUAGUACAAUUAAUUAUAAACUUAAGUUUAUAUGAUAUUUAUACAAAAAUUAUUAUGCUAUGAUAUGGGAGUCUAAAGAAAUAAAUUAUCAUAAUUUAUUAAAAAAUAACUCAUCUUACACUAUCGGAACGUUUUGCGCAAUUGACAUCUUUUUGACAUGACAAUCAUUUUUUAUAAGGAUGUUCCGACACCAUCAAAUUGUCUAUACCUACUCAAAUCAGUAAUUCAGUAGUAAUUCAAAAUAAGAUACAAUAAGAUUAUUAUAGUAUCUUUUAGGAGACAGUAAUUUUAAUUUUUUUGACAUGACAGUCAUUUUUUAUAAGGAUGUUCCGACACAAUCAAACUGUCUAUACCUACUCAAAUCAGUAAUUCAAAAUAAGAUCCAAUAAGAUUAUUAUUGUAAGUAUCUUUAAAAGAUUUGAUACCUUUUACUUUCAUGUAUAUCUUUUUUCUCCCACUUUUUAAGACUUACUUAUGAUUUGCUUUUUUCUUAGUUUUAUAACAUUCUACAAUUAUUAAUAAGUUUCCAUGAUGAUGCCGCUUCUUUCAGUGGGUCCCAUAAUACAUGCAUUCUCGCUGUCCUCCUUUAGAAUGUGAAUCAUAUAAUAUAAAUACUAGGUUAACAUUAAUAAAAUUUGUUAUUAUUAUCUAAAUCACCUUAUAAAUCAAUAUAUUUUUAUGACUGUGGUAAUACAUAAGGUUGUUAGUAUAGAAACUAUCUGUAUAACAUUAUUAUGAAAUAAUGAUUCUAUUGUUAUUGUCUUAAAAUUAUGUAAGGUAGGAUUAAGUUUAGUGAUAUUUUUAUGCUUACUGCUCUUAUGGCUCUUCAAACAAUAUUAGGUUUAUACCCUUGACAAUAGAACUAUGCAUGGAAAAACUAAAGCAUCCAAUCUAAAACUAUCAAUAGGUUUUACAUAACUUAUCCAAUUGUAUAAUUUUCAAUAUAGCAGUCCCAAAUAAAUUAUAACAUACGAAUAAUAAUAAGACUUGGUUUUAUUUUAUUUUCAAUUAUAAAUACUUCUUAACACUAAAACUUUUUGUAGGGUUAGUUUUAAAAUUCCAGAUAUAGUAUAUACACAUAGGAUCACCCUUUGAUCCUAAUGUCACGAAGCUGGGUUUACCCCAUUGAAAGUAAGUACAUGAAUUUGCAGACUUGGGUUCAAAUAAAGUUUAACUAAAUCCAAGAAUGCCAACACAAUCCACAAAUGCUUUUGUUGUUAUGAACUCUGAAUACAGAACAAAUCAGAAGAAGUGUUCAAUCACAUUUCUACACAUUGUGUCCAAAAAAAGCUCUGCCGAUGCCUCACUCUCCGCUCUGGGCUAACAACACUAUAUACAUUACCACUCUUAAUAUUUUUAAAAAUAUGCUACUUACAAAUGAAAUUUAACCCUGAAAACUGACAGCUGUAACUAGUUGUAAACAGUAUGCAGGUUUUUCCAUUGCUACUCGACAAUUUAACAAACUACGCCAUUGUGGCGUAUUUAAAACUGCCCCACUAUUGAGCACAUUGACAGUUCUAGUUUCUCUAUUCCAAGGGUAUGAAUAAAAUUUUAUGAACAUUUGUAAGCUAUGUUAUCUUUAUAGGUACAAAACCAGAUGAAAUACAAAUUUUGUGUGCUGAUGUAACAAGACUAUUCAAAUAAAUUUUUUGAUUUAUAAAUAA
Messenger RNA from Leptidea sinapis, 3009 nucleotides. RefSeq names its product CCR4-NOT transcription complex subunit 9 (gene Rcd-1). The record is from RefSeq and is a predicted model, not a curated record. Gene Ontology annotation, cellular component: P-body; CCR4-NOT complex; CCR4-NOT core complex. Bases 198 to 1094 code for a protein of 298 amino acids. Gene Ontology annotation, biological process: negative regulation of translation; mRNA catabolic process. The transcript has a single exon. Lineage: Eukaryota; Metazoa; Arthropoda; Insecta; Lepidoptera; Pieridae.